Cucurbita maxima (winter squash) is the source of this 1238-nucleotide messenger RNA. RefSeq names its product E3 ubiquitin-protein ligase MIEL1-like. Gene Ontology annotation, cellular component: nucleus. Gene Ontology annotation, biological process: protein ubiquitination; ubiquitin-dependent protein catabolic process. The coding region runs from base 150 to 1004 and encodes 284 amino acids. The record is from RefSeq and is a predicted model, not a curated record. NCBI's taxonomy places the organism in Eukaryota, Viridiplantae, Streptophyta, Magnoliopsida, Cucurbitales, Cucurbitaceae. The transcript is spliced from 13 exons. Gene Ontology annotation, molecular function: ubiquitin protein ligase activity; zinc ion binding.
GUGGAUAUAAAUUUGGGGUCUCCAUCAUUAACAUUUCCUUUUGGGGAGAUAUUGAAUCGACAACCAAACAGCCCUCCUUUCCCUUUUAAGAAGCUCUUCCGUCGCCUCUCUUCCCUCUCCGCCUGACCCUUCAAUGGAAGUCUCAGCCGAUGAUCGUUUCGAUUUUGGGAAGAUGGGCUAUGGAUGCAAGCAUUAUCGCAGGAGAUGUAAGAUUCGAGCCCCAUGUUGUAAUGAAAUCUACCCCUGUCGCAUGCAAGCAUUAUCGCAGGAGAUGUAAGAUUCGAGCCCCAUGUUGUAAUGAAAUCUACCCCUGUCGCCAUUGCCAUAACGAAGCUACGAGUGUGAUGACCAGACCCUUUGAUCGUCAUGAACUCAACCGUUUCGAUGUUAAACAAGUUGUCUGUGCGGUUUGUGACACGGAGCAGCCAGUUGCUCGAGUUUGCACGAAUUGUGGGGUUAAUAUGGGGGAGUAUUUCUGUGAAAUAUGCAAAUUCUAUGAUGAUGAUAUUGAGAAGGGGCAGUUCCACUGUGAGGAUUGUGGGAUUUGUAGGGUUGGCGGUCAAGAAAACUAUUUUCAUUGCAAGAAGUGUGGAUCAUGUUACUCCGUAAAUUUGCGUGACAAUCAUUCGUGUAUCGAGAACUCUAUGCAGCACCACUGUCCAAUAUGUUAUGAGUAUCUCUUCGACUCGCUGAAAGACGUUGCUGUUAUGAAAUGUGGACACACGAUGCAUCGCGAAUGUUACUUCGAGAUGAUAAUACGUGAGAAAUACUGUUGUCCGAUUUGCUCUAAGUCGGUUAUCGACAUGUCCAAAGCCUGGAAACAAUUAGAUGAGGAGAUUGAAGCAACAGUCAUGCCGGAGGAAUAUCGUGACAAAAAGGUAUGGAUUUUGUGCAACGACUGCAACGACACGACUGAAGCGUGCUUUCACAUAAUUGGGAAGAAAUGCUGCCACUGCCAAUCGUACAACACGCGCGCCAUAGCUCCUCCAGUUCUCCCACAGUGAUAGAGAUCAUCAUCAUCAUCAUAUGUUAAGAGGGUUUGGUUGGUUGGGUUCUGUAUCAGUUAUAUAUAUAUAUCUCCCAUUAAUAUCACUUCAAACAUUGCAUUUCUGAGUAAUUGGGUUGUGGAAUCUUGGAAACUGUUGUUUUUUCAGGUUGUUAAUUCUUCUUCCUCCAUUGGUGGGGUCUUAAAGAAACCCAGGUAUAAUGAAUUUGUAACCAUAUAAUAUACUAACUUU